This is a messenger RNA of Puma concolor (puma), 972 nucleotides long. The record is from RefSeq and is a predicted model, not a curated record. NCBI's taxonomy places the organism in Eukaryota, Metazoa, Chordata, Mammalia, Carnivora, Felidae.
AUGGAAGAUGGUCCUGUUUCCUAUGGCUUUAAAAACAUUUUUGUUACAAUGUUUGCUACUUUUUUUUUCUUCAAACUUUUAAUCAAAGUGUUUUUGGCUCUCCUAACUCAUUUCUAUAUCGUCAAAGGAAAUAGAAAAGAAGCGGCUAGGAUAGCAGAAGAGAUCUAUGGUGGAAUUUCAGAUUGCUGGGCUGAUCGAUCCCCACUUCAUGAAGCUGCGGCCCAGGGGCGCUUACUGGCCCUUAAAACUUUAAUUGCACAAGGUGUCAACGUGAACCUCGUGACAAUUAACCGGGUCUCUUCGCUCCACGAGGCGUGCCUCGGAGGUCACGUGGCCUGCGCUAAAGCCUUAUUGGAAAAGGGCGCGCACGUCAACGGAGUGACGGUCCACGGAGCCACGCCCCUCUUCAACGCGUGCCGGAGCGGCAGUGCUGCGUGCGUCCACGUGCUGCUGGAGUUUGGAGCCAAGGCCCAGCUGGAGGCGCACUUGGCUUCACCCAUCCACGAGGCAGUGAAGAGAGGUCAUAGAGAGUGCAUGGAGAUUCUUCUGGCAAAUAACGUUAACAUUGACCAAGAAGUGCCCCAGCUUGGAACUCCCCUGUAUGUGGCCUGCACCUACCAGAGGGUAGACUGUGUGAAGAAACUUCUAGAAUUAGGAGCCAGCGUGGACCGCGGCCAGAGUCUGGACACCCCGCUCCACGCCGCUGCGAGGCAGUCCAGCGUGGAAGUCGUCCACCUGCUAGCGGACUAUGGGGCUCCCCUGAAGUGCAGAAAUGCCGAGGGGAAAAGUGCGUUGGAUCUGGCGGCUCCAAAAAGCGGUGUGGAGCAGGCCCUCCUGCUCCGGGAAGGCCCGCCUGCUCUCUCCCAGCUCUGUCGCCUGUGUGUCCGGAAGUGCUUGGGCCGAGCGUGUCGUCAAACCAUCCGUGAACUGCAUCUGCCGGAGCUGCUGGAAAGAUUCCUGCUAUACCGGUAG